Molecule: messenger RNA, 2469 nt
Organism: Magnolia sinica
Lineage: Eukaryota; Viridiplantae; Streptophyta; Magnoliopsida; Magnoliales; Magnoliaceae
Product: 3-ketoacyl-CoA synthase 4-like
Exons: 2
Coding region: 500-2086 (528 amino acids)
Biological process (GO): fatty acid biosynthetic process
Cellular component (GO): membrane
Molecular function (GO): acyltransferase activity, transferring groups other than amino-acyl groups
Source: RefSeq, a predicted model, not a curated record
AGGGCGUCGAGAACUCUCUCGUAACGCCUACCUGAGUCUUUUUCUUCACCCACCUUUGUUGUUUUUUUUAUUUUUUUAUUAAAUGUUUUUCAACGGUGGACAUGAGGCAGCACACGUGAUGGAUGGGUUGGAUCUGUGAAAGUGACCCAGCUUGGCUCACGGCUAUGGGAGUUACGCCAGCGAGGGGUGGGUGUUGACUUUAUAGUCGACGACGGAAAGGAGGACUGAAUGUCCCCUCUUCCUUCCAUCCGUUGUCUCUCAAAUCAUCCAUCCAUCCAUCCAUCAAUCAUCUCCCAACGGUUUUCGCAGAUUCAUAGGAGAGCGCGAUUGAGAGAAGCAGCUCUUAAUUGCAGUCUGAGUCUCUCGGUCUCAAUCUCAAUAUUCUCAUAUAUGCAAAAGCAAGUACAAUAUUAGUGCAUCUCAAUCCAACACACGCCCUUGACCACUAGUAGUGGAGGAGGAGACUAGCAAUAGCAGCAGCAACAGCAAAAGCAAAAGCAUGGGAGGAGGAGGAGGAGGAGGCAAUCCCAUCAACGGCAGGGAGGAGAACCGUACCCAUGGUAUCCAGAUCCCACCUGGGCGAAGGUUGCCCGAUUUCUUGCAGAGUGUAAAUCUCAAGUAUGUGAAGCUUGGGUAUCACUACCUAAUAACCCACCUCCUCACCCUCUGUCUCAUACCCCUUAUGGCCGUCAUCCUCCUUGAGGCUGGCCGUAUGAACCCUGACGAUGUCCUACAGCUCUGGAACCAUCUCCAGUACAACCUCGUAUCCGUCCUUGUUGGCUCUGCCUUCCUCGUCUUCGGCUCUACUGUAUACAUGAUGACCCGUCCCCGCCCUGUCUUCCUUGUCGACUACUCCUGCUACCGCCCCCCUUCUCACUUGAAGGUCCCUUCCUCCCGCUUCAUGGAACACUCCCGUCUCUCCGGCAAUUUCGAAGAAUCCUCUCUCGACUUCCAGCGCAAGAUCCUUGACCGCUCCGGCCUUGGUGAGGAGACCUAUCUCCCCGAGGCCAUGCAUUACCUCCCUCCCCGCCCCUCCAUGGCUGCCGCCCGUGAAGAGGCCGAGCAGGUCAUGUUCGGUGCCCUUGAUUCCCUCUUCCUAAAUACCGCUGUCAAGCCCAAGGACAUUGGCAUCCUCGUUGUUAAUUGCAGCCUCUUCAACCCGACCCCAUCCCUCUCCGCUAUGAUAGUCAACAAAUACAAGCUCAGGGGCAAUAUCCGGAGCUUCAACCUUGGGGGCAUGGGCUGCAGUGCUGGGGUUAUUGCUGUUGACCUGGCCAAGGAUCUCCUCCAGGUCCAUCGCAGCACCUACGCCGUUGUUGUCAGCACCGAGAACAUAACCCAGAACUGGUACUUUGGCAACAGCAAGUCAAAGCUCAUCCCCAAUUGCCUCUUUCGAGUAGGGGGCGCAGCCGUCCUCCUCUCCAACAAGUCUGCCGACCGCAGGAGGGCCAAGUACAGGCUCAUCCAUGUCGUCAGGACCCAUCGUGGGGCCGACAACAAGGCUUUCCACUGUGUCUACCAGGAGCAGGACGCCACUGGCAAGGUGGGGGUCUCCCUCUCCAAGGAACUCAUGGCCAUUGCUGGAGGGGCUCUCAAGACCAACAUCACCACCCUGGGGCCGCUUGUCCUCCCCAUCAGUGAGCAGCUGCUCUUCUUCGCCACUCUUGUCGCAAAAAAACUGUUCAACUCCAAGGUCAAGCCCUACAUUCCAGAUUUCAAACUCGCCUUUGAUCACUUCUGCAUACAUGCUGGGGGAAGAGCCGUGAUUGACGAGCUGGAGAAGAACCUGCAGCUCCUACCAGUCCAUGUUGAGGCUUCCAGGAUGGCCCUGCAUCGAUUCGGCAAUACAUCCUCCAGUUCCAUCUGGUACGAGCUGGCUUACAUUGAGGCCAAGGGACGGAUGCGCAAGGGCAACCGCAUCUGGCAGAUUGCUUUCGGGAGUGGCUUCAAAUGUAAUAGUGCCAUUUGGCAGGCACUUCGGACCGUUAAACCAUCACCUGGUGGUCCUUGGGAAGACUGUAUUGAUAGGUAUCCUGUGCAAAUAAUCAAUGGCUUCACUUAUACACAGCCACAGGCACAGCAUUAGUCUUCGGCGAUGGUGAUGAUGAUGCAUCAACUUGAUUCUCAUUUGACUCUCAAAGACAUUUCUACAAACGCCUUCUAUUCACGAUCGCGUCUGUUUGGGUAUUUAUCUCAAAGGUUUCCUCAGAAUGCUGUUUUCCCUUUCAUUGUUCCUUUUCUUCUUCUUCUUCUUUUUCCCUAGUGUGUGCAUGUUUGCCAAAUCCUUGGAUUGUUGUUAUUUUUGUACCCUAGUACUGUUCAAAAUUUCAAGCUGCAUGCUUAGUUUGACAUGCUGCUCCAGAGAGCUCUCCUGGGUGUUUCUUACAUUGCUGCAUAAAGAGCAGUAUCAUUUUAGUGCACCCUUUCCUAAACAAAAAUUAAUGAUUAACGUUGAUGGUUGAUGAUGGA